UGCCUACUUACAAAAUCUUAAAUUUUUUAGUGGAAGGAACAAGCAGUGGUGCUCUUCAGCUUUUUGUUGAUGCUGGGGUUCCUGUGAAUUCAGACAUGGUUAGCCAUCUUGUGAAUGAAGCUCUUGCUGAGACCAUAGCUGUCAUGCUGGGUGACAGAGAAGCAAAGAAGCAAGAUCCUGUUGCUACAAGUGUUUCUGGUGAUAUUUCAACAAAUGAAACAUACUUGCCGGCACGAGUGUGUACCCCAGUGGCUACCCCACAGCCUACUCCUCCUCGCUCACCUUCAUCACUUUCUGAGGAGCGCGUGUUAGUAAAAACUCCAGAUUCUUCUCCCUGUGUUUCAGAUAAUAAUGUGGCUUUUCCUGUGAAAGAAAUUUUGCUGAAAAGGUAG
This is a messenger RNA of Castor canadensis (American beaver), 392 nucleotides long. NCBI's taxonomy places the organism in Eukaryota, Metazoa, Chordata, Mammalia, Rodentia, Castoridae. The record is from RefSeq and is a predicted model, not a curated record.